Messenger RNA from Gloeophyllum trabeum ATCC 11539, 2258 nucleotides. Its product is annotated as casein kinase I isoform delta. Gene Ontology annotation, molecular function: protein serine/threonine kinase activity; ATP binding. Lineage: Eukaryota; Fungi; Basidiomycota; Agaricomycetes; Gloeophyllales; Gloeophyllaceae. Gene Ontology annotation, cellular component: cytoplasm; nucleus. Gene Ontology annotation, biological process: endocytosis; signal transduction; peptidyl-serine phosphorylation. The record is from RefSeq and is a predicted model, not a curated record. The transcript has 5 exons. Bases 68 to 1168 code for a protein of 366 amino acids.
UCUCUUCCACCUCGCUGUUGUUUCUCUCUUCCGUUCUCUGUCUUACGCGCAACAGAAAUAAUCUUUCAUGGCCGACAACUCAUCUCACAGAUUAGACCUCCGGGUGGGAGGCAAGUACAGGCUCGGGAAGAAGAUCGGCUCGGGAUCGUUCGGCGAUAUCUAUCUCGGCAUCAACAUCAUUUCCGGGGAGGAAGUCGCCAUCAAACUCGAGUCCGUGAAGGCCAAGCAUCCUCAGCUUGAAUACGAGUCCAAGGUCUAUAAGACCCUUGCCGGAGGUGUGGGUGUGCCUUUUGUCCGGUGGUUCGGGACGGAAUGCGACUACAACGCGAUGGUGCUCGACCUAUUGGGGCCCUCGCUUGAGGAUCUCUUCAACUUCUGCAACCGCAAGUUCAGUCUGAAGACCGUCUUGCUCCUCGCGGACCAAUUGAUCUCUCGCAUCGAAUACAUUCACUCUCGUAACUUCAUCCACCGUGACAUCAAGCCCGACAACUUCCUUAUGGGAAUUGGGAAGCGGGGCAACCAGGUCAACGUCAUUGACUUUGGUCUGGCGAAGAAGUUCAGGGACCCGAAGACUCACCUCCACAUCCCUUACAGGGAGAACAAGAACCUGACGGGUACGGCUCGGUACACAUCUAUCAACACUCACUUGGGUGUAGAGCAGUCUCGACGCGACGACCUGGAGUCUCUUGCUUACGUCCUCAUGUACUUCCUCCGUGGAUCGCUUCCCUGGCAGGGCCUCAAGGCUGCUACCAAGAAGCAGAAGUACGACCGUAUCAUGGAGAAGAAGAUGACAACGCCGACUGACCUCUUGUGCCGCGGCUUCCCCAACGAGUUCGGCAUCUUCCUCAACUACACAAGGGCGCUCCGCUUCGAUGACAAGCCUGACUACUCCUACCUUCGCAAGCUCUUCAGGGACCUGUUCGUCCGCGAAGGUUUCCAGUACGACUACGUCUUCGACUGGAGUGUUCAGAGGGGUGCCCAGGAGGAGGGCAGCGCUAGCACUUCACAGAAGGCUGCUGCUGGCAGGAGGAAGGUCGUUCAGGAAGAAGAGGAGCCCCGCGUAAGUGACCGAAUGCUCCGCUCGCACACGCGUCAGCAGCAGCAGGCGGCCAUGCCAGGCGCCGUGGGGCAACAGCGCCGUGGUCGUGAUGAUGCCAACCUCUGGUAGAUGUGUUCUCUUCCUUCCCUUUCCGCGGAGUAGAGCACGUCCGGUUAUGGGCAGUCCUGGUCGUGGUGUGGUCACAGGUUAUGUUGGGGUGUUGUUUGUGUGUCGGUCGCGUUUUCUGGCUGCAAUGGUCCGGAGUGAUCGGAGGUCCCGUCGAGGCGUAUCAAGUGAUCGGUGUGGGUGGACUCAAACGCAGUGAUAGCACGCCCGGUUUUGCCGGAUACGUUGCGCAUCCACGGCAUCCACUCUUUCAAUAGUCACGGCAACCUUCCGAUAUACCGCUCCGGCUCGGCGUCACUGUUGCACACAUACAGCUCGAUUUAAUAUGGCUUGGGCGGACCCAGGAUGACUUGCUCGAAACCGUCUACGCAGACGGUUGCCUCCCAUUUUUUUCCGUACGGACGCCUUUUCUUUUCAGGUUGACCAUCGUUCUUCUGUAGAACACCAUGGACAGCUGCCUUUUCCCUUGUCGUGUAAUGCCCCCACUCGCGCCGUACCCCUGUUGAAUCUUUUCAACCGCGUCUUAUUCAUCUGGCUUCCGUCCUGCCCUGUGUUAUUUCCACAUCUGCAAGCAUCAUCAUCUUCAUACACACGUUCCUUUGUUACUUUUUUACCCAUUCCGUCACCAUUUUGGGCUUAUCAAGCUCUUCGCUGUCCUCCUUUCCUCCACUUCACCUUUUCAUGUUAAGGUUGAAGGCGUGCUGGACAGGAGAGGGCGCCGCGUCUGAUCUCUGCUGCCUUCAGGAUGAAGAUAUGGGACUGCGGCUGAGGGUGCCAAUAGGAGAGAAGAGAUCUGCCGAAGAACACCAGAAGCUAUGUUUCACCAUGUCAAUGUUGGCAAGGCACUCAUGACUUCGUGUCUCUGGAGGGUUGAAGGUGUCGAAGUUAGGGCGGCAGGAGAUUCAGGCGCGUUCAUGUCUAUUUAAUAUGCGACUGGGUUGUUGCUAUACGCCGCCCGUUUCUGUUACGAGUCUGCAAGGAUCGUUGUCUUGCGUAUCAUGUCAUUGCAGCCUUGUAUAUAUGAUAUUUCCAGUACGCAUAGCAAGGAAUCGCAGGUCAUUCGCCUUGCAAUAUAUUGGAUGUAGGAUGAUCG